Molecule: messenger RNA, 1389 nt
Organism: Microbotryum saponariae
Lineage: Eukaryota; Fungi; Basidiomycota; Microbotryomycetes; Microbotryales; Microbotryaceae
Source: the annotation of a GenBank genome assembly
AUGGCACCCAAGAUCGACCCCAACGAAAUCAAGGUAAGCUCAACCCCCUACGCCCAGCGCCUUGGAUCCAGCAAGGACGUAGGACUGCAUGGCCCCGUAGAGCGAUGGGUUUGAUGGGCUGGCGGGCGAGCGCGCCCGGGGUCAUGGGCGGGCGGGGCCCUACGAGAUUGGCUCGCCCGCCAAUUCGAUCCGGCUGCUGGCUGGGUGGUGUUGCGCUGUGCAGGGCUAACACGAGAUUUCCUGCGCCGUGCGUUGCGCACACCGACCCAUUCCCAUUCCCAUUCCCCCUCCCCCCUGCCUACCCUAGAUCAUCUACUUGCGAGCGACCGGUGGUGAAGUUGGUGUAAGUCAUUGAAUCCAAAUCGCUGUGUGAAGACCAAUGUAAGCUGACCGCAUUGCUUGGUCCGUUGGUCGUGCUCGCCGCGCCUUUCUCCUGGCGUCGCGCCUUUCCUUUGCCCGCCGCUCUCUCUGCGCUGGUCCCAUUCGAUCCACCCAGGCUUCGUCCGCCCUUGCUCCCAAGAUCGGUCCUCUUGGUUUGGUAAGUUGCACGCACUUUUGGACCCCACGACGGUGGUACUUCGCGGCAAUCGACACCGGACGGGGAUCAGCGUGCGGGAUGGGAUCGGAGGCGCGAGGGGUGCGAAUCGGAGGGUCGGUUUGAGGCCUUUCGGUGCAAGCGCAAGCUCGGGCGGCGGAUGGGGAGACGGAGCUGUGUGAAGGCAUUGACGACGAAAGAGACGAAUCAACGGAUGGGAAAGGAGUGGUGUAUGAGGUUGGGAUGAGCGGGGACGUAUGUCGACGAGUAGGGAUCGCCACGAACCGACACGACGCCACGCGGACCACAUAACUUCUGAAAGACGACAUGACCGUCUGUGUACUGACCUCAUCUUCACCCACUCCCACUCUCAGUCGCCCAAGAAGGUUGGAGAAGACAUCGCCAAGGCGACCGGUGACUGGAAGGGUCUUCGCGUCACGGUCCAACUGACGAUCCAGAACCGUCAAGCCGCCGUCUCGGUCGUCCCCUCGGCUUCGUCGCUCGUGAUCCGAGCAUUGAAGGAACCCCCACGUGACCGCAAGAAGGAGAAGAACAUUCGACACUCGGGCAACGUCGAGUUGGAUGCGUGAGUCGCCGAAUUGGACCUCCCGGCUUUUCUUUUGAAGAGGGCCCAGGAAAGCUGACGUGAAUUCGCUCGCGCCGUAUGAUUCCACUCCAGCAUCAUCGAUAUCGCGCGUACGAUGCGAUUCAAGUCGAUGGCCAAGGAACUUUCGGGCACGGUCAAGGAGAUUCUCGGCACGGCGCAAUCGGUCGGCUGCACCGUCGACGGCAAGCCGGCGCACACCAUCAUCGAGGGCAUCGACGAUGGCUCGAUCGAGAUCAGCGAUGAUUAA